Molecule: messenger RNA, 3204 nt
Organism: Etheostoma spectabile (orangethroat darter)
Lineage: Eukaryota; Metazoa; Chordata; Actinopteri; Perciformes; Percidae
Product: SEC14-like protein 1
Exons: 18
Coding region: 424-2670 (748 amino acids)
Biological process (GO): negative regulation of RIG-I signaling pathway
Cellular component (GO): cytoplasm; cytosol
Molecular function (GO): RIG-I binding
Source: RefSeq, a predicted model, not a curated record
GGAGCGACGGCAUCACAUGCAUUACAGAGAGAGGAGGAGAGGAGGACAGUAUGUGAGAGGGACACUGUCCUUCUGUGCCGACAGUUAUAUAUUUAGGCGUGAGUUAACCCGGGAGUGUUUAGGAUAUUUAGCUAGCUAACGCUAGUGUAUGGGUCUUACUAUGCCGGUCAGUGUCGGGCUGUGAGGAGGACUUGUCCCUCGGUUAGCGACUUACUCCGGCUAACGUUACAUGGAAAGCUAGCACAAUAAAGCUAACUAUCGUUAGCUUCUGGCUUCACCUCACCACCCGGACCCGGCGAAGUGAAGAGCUGAGGAGGGGACCCGCAAGAGUUUUCUUGGAUAGCCCUUUCAGAAGAUACAAAGUCUAGCCGGACCAUAUUUCUACAGUUUUUUUUAAUCAUCGUUGCUGACAGAUCCUGAAGCAUGACGGUUGCUGGUGUUACUGCAGUCCCCACCAUGGUGCAGAAGUACCAGUCACCCGUGCGGGUGUACAAGCAUCCCUUUGAGCUGGUGAUGGCGGCCUAUGAGCGUCGGUUCCCCACCUGUCACCUUAUCCCCAUGUUUGUGGCGAGUGAUGUGGUGGAAGAGGAGACCAAUGAGGACGGUUCCACCACCAGGGUCGAGCGCCGCUGUGCCCUGGAUGUGGACGCCCCGCGCCUGCUCAAAAGGAUUGCGGGUGUGGACUAUGUGUACUUCAUCCAGAAAAACACGCUGAACCGAAAGGAGAGGACACUUCACAUCGAGUCACAUAAUGAGACCUUCUCCAACAGAGUCAUCAUCCAUGAGACCUGCUGCUAUUCGGUUCACCCCGAGAAUGAGGACUGGACGUGUUUUGAGCAGACCGCCAGCCUGGACAUCAAGUCCUUCUUUGGCUUUGAGAGCACUGUGGAAAAGAUUGCUAUGAAGCAGUAUGCCAGCAGUAUCAAAAAGGGAAAGGAAAUCAUAGAGUUCUACCUGAAGGAGCUUGAAGACGAAGGGAUCACCCAUAUCCCGCGCUGGACUCCCUCCUCCCUUCCCCUGCCUCUACCCAGACCAACCAGCCUCUUCACCAGCCCACCUGUCCUCCCAAAACUCGCAGUCACGCCCGCUGAUUCCAACCCGCUGCCCAGCGAUGCCACGGACAGCAGCUCUCAGGACGCCAAGCAGGACAGCAGCGCACUUCAGCCAGACAGCCUAUCGGAGAUCCUGGCUGGUACACCUGAAGAUAAGUUGGAUGCAGACUAUAUCAAACGUUACCUAGGCGACCUGACCCCCCUGCAGGAGAGCUGUCUGAUCAGACUUCGCAAAUGGCUGCAGGAGACGCACAAGGGAAAAAUCCCAAAGGACGAGCACAUACUGCGUUUCUUGCGUGCCAGGGACUUCAACAUGGACAAGGCGCGGGAGAUCCUUUGCCAGUCCCUGACCUGGAGGAAGCAGCACCAGGUGGACUACCUGCUAGAGACCUGGAGCUCUCCACAGGUCCUCCAGGAUUACUACACCGGGGGCUGGCACCACCAUGACAGAGAUGGUCGUCCUUUGUACGUCCUGAGGUUGGGCCAGAUGGACACCAAAGGACUAGUCCGAGCUCUCGGAGAGGAGUCUCUGCUCAGACAUGUGCUGUCUAUUAAUGAGGAGGGUCUGAGACGUUGUGAGGAGAACACCAAGGUGUUUGGUCGACCUAUCAGCUGUUGGACAUGUCUGGUGGAUCUGGAGGGGCUGAACAUGCGUCACCUGUGGCGACCGGGCGUCAAGGCGCUGCUGAGGAUCAUCGAGGUCGUGGAGGCCAACUACCCAGAGACUCUGGGACGGCUGCUUAUAUUGAGAGCUCCCAGGGUUUUCCCUGUCCUCUGGACAUUGGUGAGUCCAUUCAUUGAUGAGAACACCCGCAAGAAGUUCCUCAUCUACGCCGGCAAUGACUACCAGGGUCCUGGUGGGUUGGUGGACUACAUAGACAAGGAGAUCAUCCCUGACUUCCUGGCUGGAGAAUGUAUGUGCGAGGUACCAGAGGGCGGCCUUGUUCCCAAGUCAAUGUACCGCACAGCUGAGGAGCUCGAGAACGAAGAUGUCCGCCUGUGGACCGAGACAAUCUACCAAAGCGCCAGCAUCUUCAAGGGAGCUCCACACGAGCUUCUGAUCGAGAUCAUCGAUGCCUCCUCAGUCAUCACCUGGGACUUUGACAUGUGCAAAGGCGAUGUUGUUUUCAACAUCUACCACUCCAAGCGGGCCCCCCAGCCUACGCGUAAAGACCCCCUGGGACCCCACGGCAUCACCUCCCCAGUAGGCAACAAUGUCCAGCUCAUUGACAAGUCAUGGACGCUGGGGCAAGAUUACAGCAUGGUGGAGUCCCCGCUUAUCUGCAAGGAGGGCGAGAGCGUGCAGGGUUCCCAUAUUACGCGGUGGCCAGGUUUCUACAUCCUCCAGUGGAAGUUCCACAGCAUGCCGGCCUGCGCGGCCACCAACCUGCCCCGAGUGGACGACGUGCUGGCCACCCUGCAGGUCUCCUCACAUAAGUGCAAAGUCAUGUUCUACACUGAGGUGUUGGGCUCUGAAGACUUCAGACUGGCUUGCUGUGAUGUGCAGAGUUUGGGUUCGAUGACCAGCCUGGAGUCGAGCCACAGUGGCUUCUCUCAGCUCAGCGCCGUCACCACCUCUUCCAGCCAAUCACAGUCCAGCUCCAUGAUCUCCAGGUAGGACCUGGACGCUGAGGAUUUCAAUCCUCCACCCACUACCCUUUAUCGUCAACUCCGAAGCCAACUCUCCUCCUCCUGCCCUUCCUCGCCAUCUUUGGACUCUGUUCCUCAUUGCACAGCCAGUCUCUAUGGAACUGAAGCAUGCUUGCACAAACAGAAGACAAAGUAUAAAAAGAAUUUGAGGCAAAGCCCUCCCCUCCCCCUAAGAAAACAGACUGUGUAACAAUUUCAAAGGGCUGAUUUUUUGCACAAAAGUGAUAUAUUUUUUUGUGCCUGGCAUCUCUGCUGGGCAGCAGUUUGAAUCAGAACUUUAGCAGAAUGUUUGUUCGGAAAGGUCGGGAGAUGAAUUGCGGUGCCUUUGUGGCACCAGAAGCUGAAAGAAGCAAUAUUCUCAUCCUUGGAGCUACGGGACUGGAUGAAGACACUGGAGGCGCUGUUACAUAUAUGCAUUUACGUCUACUCCCACACGUACAGUGCUGAGACAACGCAUACCUCAUUCACGUGCGCUCUCUGGAAAAUUGGAUGUGCUGUUACA